Molecule: messenger RNA, 1809 nt
Organism: Bradysia coprophila
Lineage: Eukaryota; Metazoa; Arthropoda; Insecta; Diptera; Sciaridae
Product: trafficking protein particle complex subunit 3-like
Biological process (GO): Golgi vesicle transport; regulation of DNA-templated transcription
Cellular component (GO): TRAPP complex; CCAAT-binding factor complex
Molecular function (GO): DNA-binding transcription factor activity; DNA binding
Source: RefSeq, a predicted model, not a curated record
CAGAAGCCAUUUUUUAAAUUGCUGUCAGAGUCAUUGUAUUGUAUGCGCUAUACAAUUUUUUUAGAAGAUUCGCAAUCUUUGAUAAUCUGCAUUUGUUCAUCAUUUGCAUCAUAUUAAUUGGUUUCGGGCUAAUACAGUUUAUAAUCUUAAACAAGGAUCCAUCAUGGCCCGUCAAAGUUCGAGACUUGAAUCUAAGAAAGUGAGCACAUCAUUACAGUCCGUCCUGGAUUGACCGUCAUCAUAGCGCCAACUAUAAAAUUGCACAGUGAAUUUUGUUAUUAAAAAUUAUCCCGAUAGAUAAACGGAAAAAAUCCGUUGAGUAGAGUCACCCCCAAAAAAACAGCACAACAAGCAAUACUAUUAAUAAAAUGGACCAAAACACAUCAAAUAUUCAAACAUCGGUAACAAAUUCGGGGCAAAUUCAAAUGUUACCAAUGAACCAGACAGUUCAACUGACUAGCAGUUCCGGACAACCGAUAUUAGUACAAUCUAUGCCACAACAAUUGAACGCAGGGCAACAGGUCGUAUCACCAUCAUUGCAAACAGCAGCCGGUUCGUUGAUCAUGCAUCAGUCUCCACAAACUCAAGCGAUGGCACAAAUCGUACAAUUACCCGAUGGGCAAACGUUUCUCUACCAACCAAUGGCGAUGCAAGAUCCACUGGGUACACCCCAACCACAAAUUAUCAAUAUCAAUGGCAACUUAAUACAAAUACCAGCUCAAACAACUGGUGCCCAGCUACAAACUACGAACGGUCAACCGCAGAUGAUGGUUUUGGCGACUCCGUCAACACAACAACAGAACACCACCACAACAACUACAACGAAUGAUAGUAACGUUGCUCAAUCAAUCAAUACAACGUCGAAUACAACGGGCUCGUUCACGCCGGCCAAUCAAACCGUCACCGUUGAAGCCGAAGAGGAACCACUGUACGUGAAUGCCAAGCAAUACAAACGCAUAUUGAAGAGACGCCAGGCAAGAGCGAAAUUAGAAAGUCGUAUACCAAAAGAGAGACCAAAGUACCUGCACGAAUCACGUCACCGACAUGCAAUGAAUCGAGUUCGCGGUGAGGGUGGUCGCUUUCAUUCCGGACAAGGUCCAGAUGGUAUGCAUUCGCAACAGCAACCGAUGUCCCAUCAACAAACCCAUCAGCAAGUGACGAUACAACACCAGCCACAACAGUUACAGCACAUACAAAUGGCACAGCCGAUUAAAUUGGAGAAGAAAAUGUUUUAAAUUUUGUGUACAUGGGACGAGACUACUUUUUUUUCUGAAAUUGUGUCAUUGUGUGACGAACGGAAUUCCUAUGUGGACGAACUAAUAAUCUGUGGUAUCUUGCGAGUAAAGUAAUCAAACAUUUCGUCUGAUGUUGAUGGAAUGAAGCUGGCGUUUAGGACUUUAAUAUCAAUGUGUACAUAAUAAAAUGCUUAACGAACAGAAAUAAGAUUGGUAGUGAUCAAUUGUUAUCCUUCAUCAUAUUUAACGGUAUUAAAACGGGAUAAUUGUUGAGUGUUGAAUUGAUUCUAUAUUAGUUUGAAACAGAUGGUGUUUACACUGUUUCAAUAUACUGACUACCUCAUUCACUUUUACGUGACCAACGAAUAAUUCUAAAAUGUUCGAUGUGUGUAGUCUAGUAAACGAAAUGUUUUUGUUAUUUAUCAGUCAGUCAAGAUCAAUUAAUUUACAUAAGAAUCGAAUUGGUCAUGAAAAAAACUCCUUCGCUUUGCUUGUCGAUCAAUAUGCCAGCCAUAUGAAUAAUUUUGAAUGUUUCGGCUGAAAAUCCUUUCAUUUUCUAUCGAGAGAGUUAUCA